AUGGCAAAUGGCAAAACCCCUGGUUCCGACGGUCUACCGAAAGAAUUUUAUUUGUCCUUUUGGGACCUGCUUAAAGAAGACUUUGUUGAAGUGGCAAAUUAUUGUUUUUCAGUUGAACUGAUGCCUGAGUCUAUGCGCCAAGCAUUAAUAUCACUGUUGUUUAAGAAAGAAGAUCCUGAAUUAUUGAAAAACUGGCGCCCAAUUUCGCUCCUCAAUACAGAUUACAAGAUUAUUACAAAAGUUCUGGUAAAUCGUGUUAAACCUGUUAUGCCCAUAAUAAUACACCUGGAUCAAUGCUGUUCUGUCCCUGGUCGUUCGAGUGAAGACAAUGUGACUCUCCUACGAGACGUAUGUGACUAUCUGGAAGUUAAUGAAAGAAUGGCCUGUGCCUUUAUAUCGAUAGAUCAAGAAAAAGCGUUUGAUUAUGUUGACUGGGGCUUUUUAGACAGAAUUUUAGAUACCAUGAACUUUGGUCCACAAUUUCGAUCAUACAUUAAAUGUAUUUAUCAUGAUAUUCAGAGUGCUAUAAUCUCCAAUGGUUAUGUUUCAGAAUUUUUUCAAGUGCAACGAGCUGUACGACAAGGGUGCCCGCUAUCUCCAUUGUUGUUUGUCAUAGUGGCGGAAGUGUUUGGACAAGCGAUUCGGAAGUGCCCAGAAAUACAGGGAUUGCGUAUGCCUGGAGGGAAGGAAGUGAAAAUAUCACAAUAUGCUGAUGAUAACACCUGCAUUGUUACCAAUUCAUAUGGCCUUGUUAAAGUCAUCGAUGUCUUUAAUGAAUAUGGUCGAGCAUCCGGAGCGAGGCUUAAUACAACGAAAUCAAAGGGUCUUUGGCUCGGUAGGUGGCGAUCUCGUACUGAUUCACCCUGUGGUCUAACGUGGGUUAACACGAGCUUAAAAAUUGUUGGUAUUUACUUUGGUUCCGAAAAUGCAAAUAUCCAGUCAUGGGCAGAGGUUACGGCCAAAUUCAAGGGAAUAUUGAAGAAAUGGGAACCACGGUAUCUAACGUUACGGGGGAAAAUGACGGUGAUCGGGAGUCUGGUGGCUUCGACGCUUUGGCAUGUGGUAAAGAUAUACCCGCUAACGCGUGAAUGUAUUGACUCGCUACAAUCAGAAAUUUGGAAAUUCGUUUGGUCAAAGAAACCGGAGUGAGUGCGUCGGGAAACGUGUAUGUCAGACUACCUGAAUGGGGGUCUGCGAAUUAUUAAUCUUGACAUCAAAAGCAAAGCAUUGUUGAUUGGUCGUGUUUUCCGAUUUUUUGAGGAGAGUGAGGCACCUUGGAAAGAUUUCAUGCGCUAUUACAUCGGACGGUCUUUAGGCAUAAACGAUAACUCGAGACCAAAUAGCGACAUUCCAACUCCGUUUUAUAGUCAUCUUCUUCGUGUUCUGAGAGAAUUUGCUGUUGAUUUGGGACAACCUUGCACGAGUAAAAUGUAUUAUUUAACACGUAUUGAAGAUUGUGUUACCCCGGUACAAGCAAGAAGCGAGUUAGCUUGGAAUCAAAGAUUUGGUCCUGGUUUAAUCUGGAAAGAGAUUUGGACAGAUGUCGCUCGAAGUUUCAAUGAUCCAGUGUUACGUGAUUUUGAUUGGCGCGCGGUACAUCGGGUUUUGCCUGUCAAUUUCAGAGUGCAUAAAUGGUAUUCAAGAAUAUCCUCAGCAUGUGCACGGUGUGGUGAAAGAAUCGAAACAUUGGAACACACGUUGAUUCAUUGUCCGAUGGUAAAGGAGCUGUGGAUGUUUAUUCUGAAACUGUGCAAUCAAAUUGAUGCAUCGGUUAUUGGUCUGUCAGAACGGAAUAUGUUGUUGGGUUGUUUCCCGCGAACAAGAACAAGAGACCUUUUGCGUUACUUAAUUAGUGUUGGCAAAUUUUCCGCGUGGAAAGAGCGCGUGUCAUAUCAGUUUAGGAAGGAUGAGAAAAUCAACAGUCUUGUAUAUUUUAGGAAUUAUGUGCGAACUCGAUUAGAAACAGAACAGGGCAUCAUGGGCACGAAAAACUUUGAGUCAAAAUGGUGUUUAAACAAUGUCUUAGCAUGUGUCACAAACGGUAUAAUUCGAACUUUGAUCUAA
This is a messenger RNA of Paramuricea clavata, 2064 nucleotides long. Lineage: Eukaryota; Metazoa; Cnidaria; Anthozoa; Malacalcyonacea; Plexauridae. The record is from the annotation of a GenBank genome assembly.